Messenger RNA from Iphiclides podalirius (scarce swallowtail), 228 nucleotides. The record is from the annotation of a GenBank genome assembly. NCBI's taxonomy places the organism in Eukaryota, Metazoa, Arthropoda, Insecta, Lepidoptera, Papilionidae.
AUGAUAACCUUGCAAAAGAACGGCAAGCAGUAUCUGAUGCAGGACGGAUUCACUUUCUACCGGCACAAGUCCGUGAAAGGGGGUUUCAGAUGGAGCUGCACUCACUCCUCCCGGUGUCGGGCGCACCUCAUAGUCGCCGACGGCUGGCGUCUGGUCAGAUCGGUCGAUCUCCACAACCACGAAAGGCCCAAAUACAUGGCGCUGGCCGACGGAACUUACAUUAAAGUC